CAAUACGGAUAAGAAAAGAGAAGUGUCGCAGAUCACUGACCGCUCAUCUUGUUGGCCUGCAAAGACUGCUAACUGUCUCGCAUGGCGACCUUUCCACUAGCUCCCCUUCCCUCCAUAAUCUCAAGUUCAUCUUAUUCGUCGGUAAGGUCCUUGCCUACGCGUGCACUCAGAGCCUCAGCCACUGAGCCUUCGGAUCCAAUUCUUGCGAGUCGCUCGUUGUACCCUCCUCGAAGAGAAUUCUUGAAAGGGAUUGCACUGCAAGCGCUUCCCCUUCUCUUACUGAAGGAUUCAUCCCCAUCACUCGCUAAAGAAGUUGAGGUUGGCUCCUACCUCCCACCCUCUCCUUCCGACCCAUCAUUUGUUCUCUUCAAAGCUUCUCCAAAAGAUACUCCCGCCCUUCGAGCAGGAAACGUGCAGCCUUAUCAGUUCAUCCUUCCUCCAACUUGGAAGCAGACACGCGUGGCAAAUAUAUUAUCAGGAAAUUACUGUCAGCCAAAAUGUGCAGAGCCGUGGGUUGAGGUUAAAUUUGAAGAUGACAAACAGGGGAAAGUUCAGGUGGUAGCUUCUCCUUUGAUACGCCUAACCAACAAGCCAAAUGCAUCCAUUGAAGACAUAGGGAGUCCUGAUAAAGUGAUUGCUUCCCUUGGCCCUUUUGUCACUGGAAACACAUUGGAUCCAGAUGAACUGCUUGAGACUUCUGUUGAAAAGCUCGCUGAUCAAACGUACUACAAAUAUGUGCUUGAAACUCCAUAUGCACUCACGGGGACACACAAUCUUGCAAAAGCAACAGCAAAGGGAAACACCGUUGUUUUGUUCGUGGCUAGUGCUAAUGAUAAGCAGUGGCCAACUUCUCAGAAGACUCUCAAAGCCAUGCUUGAUUCCUUUCAAGUGUAGUUCUCUCUGUCAAAGGUAAUGAAUGGAUUUUUACCAUCAUUUACUUGCAUUUUUUAUUAGUUUUGUACAACAUUGUUGAGCAAGAGACUGAGGAUCUCCCCCGUGGGAACAUUUUUGCCAUUUUCAGGUUGAAACCCAUAUAUUUUAUGUUAAAACACUCCGAUAUUCCUUCUUUGUACAUAUCUUUUUAUGAGUUAAUGACCUAUGUUGGGACUUUCUUGUUA
This is a messenger RNA of Neltuma alba, 1118 nucleotides long. RefSeq names its product psbP domain-containing protein 6, chloroplastic. Bases 82 to 894 code for a protein of 270 amino acids. Gene Ontology annotation, molecular function: calcium ion binding. The record is from RefSeq and is a predicted model, not a curated record. Gene Ontology annotation, cellular component: extrinsic component of membrane; photosystem II oxygen evolving complex; photosystem II. Gene Ontology annotation, biological process: photosynthesis. NCBI's taxonomy places the organism in Eukaryota, Viridiplantae, Streptophyta, Magnoliopsida, Fabales, Fabaceae. The transcript has 3 exons.